Molecule: messenger RNA, 2574 nt
Organism: Aspergillus campestris IBT 28561
Lineage: Eukaryota; Fungi; Ascomycota; Eurotiomycetes; Eurotiales; Aspergillaceae
Exons: 1
Coding region: 244-2490 (748 amino acids)
Source: RefSeq, a predicted model, not a curated record
UUGGCAGCUACAUAGAUCUACCACGGACUCACUGGUCUUCCCCUGCGUAACUUUCACAGGGUUUGAUCUUCGGGGUUGAUUGAACCACUUGCUGCAUGACGUACGCACGGGUAAAUACUUCAGCCGGAAGCUGCCACCAGCUGACUCAAGCCUCCUUGGGCCAGCAAGCCUCCUUGAUCAAGAAUCAAGCAGAGUGGUGAUUGUCUCGAGCUAUUCCCCCUCUCCAUUUCUCAUUUAUGGCGGAUGGCGGAUAAAAGCUCUCCAGAUUACAAGUCGCUCUACCUACAGGCCGAACAACGGCGCGAAGAGGCCGAAAGGCAACAAAGACAGGCCGAAGAUGAACGCAGACAGGCCGAAGAGCGACAAAGACAGGCCGAAGAUGAACGCAGACAGGAAAAAGAGAAACGAGAGGAGAAUGAACAGCGCACUCGCAGUACAACAUUUGAGGAAUAUUUACAACACUGUCACAACCUUUCCCGGCCGUUGAGAGCCGAGAUACCAUCACUCUCAACAACCGGACAAAUCCCUGCUCCCACAGGCAAAUUCUGCCCCACGCGAUUAGAAUAUUGGCUCGACUGUCCACAGCAACUCUCAGAAAUAUAUCGAUCCGUUCACAGCUAUUUUCAGCCGGACAGAAGGCAAGCACCACGUCUGUUCUCAUCUUUACUAGAAUUAGACGGAUUAGUCCGGCGCGUUGUUCGCAGACCACUGAGUAGUGAGAAAGGGCUCGAGGCCUACGAGCAGUUUGCCGUUGAAGAGCAUGUCCAUGACAUAGUUACUGAGUUAUGCAAAAUACCUGCGGCUCGAAACGAGUUCGGUCUCGGUGAUGGAAUACGGUUCGAAAACCACACAAAUAUCUUGAACGAGAACGAAGAGACCGAAGCAAGUGAAAGUCAAAUCUCAAGCGUACAACACCCACGGCCUGAUCAAUUCUGCAUCCACCGCGUCGACGGUAAUACUAACACUCUCCUCACAUCUGUCGAGUAUAAGCCACCGCAUAAGCUUCCCGUUGCCACCCUUCGCAUGGGCCUCCGACCGAUGGACUUAUGGAAAGACUUAGUCAGGUCUAAUAAAAUUCCUACAGACCCGGAAGCGAAGUUGAGAUACAAUACAGAGCGGCUUGCCUGCUCUGCUAUUGUCCAGGAAUAUCAUGUAAUGAUUCAAGAAGGCCUCGAAUAUUCCUAUGUCACAAAUGGAAUCACCCGGGUUCUACUUCGUGUACCGCAUGACAAUCCAAGCACGCUUUACUACUUUUUCUGUGAUCCGAACAGCGACAUGGAUCCAGAAGGGGAUUAUAUCACUAAUCUAUCGAAAACUUCUGUUGCAAGAGUGCUCUGUCUCUGUUUAAUGGCAUUCCACUCAUCUAUCCGUGGACAAGAGUGGAGAAACCGUGUGCACCCAGAUCUCCAUAUUUGGAGGACAAGCUUCGAUCACACACGCUCGCAGAUCCCCAAAAAGGAGUUACAGCAGAUUCCCCACUCUGAUAGCACAAACCCUGAUUUCCCGAGUCCAGAUUCUGGAUCGUCCUAUGGACUACCGUCAUCAUCCCCGCUGCCGUCUCCCUCGGAGGGCCGUCGAGUGCCUACACGAUCUCAAACCAGCUGUGCACCUUCAACAGAGAUCCGACGGCGCUCGCUGUCACCUAACUCGUCUGGAUCUGACACAAAUCAAACGGCAGGGCAUAAGCGAAGGAUCAGUCAAGUCACUUCUUCACCGUCCACUCAACGAUCAGGUCGCCUCCAGCAAAAGUCCGGGCAUGACCAAGAUGAUCAUUCCCGACGCCGCGCUGCACAAUUUUGCACACAGCGAUGCUUACUUGGCCUGCAAACCGGAAACUCUCUGGAUGAGUCUUGUCCAAACGUGAACCAUCAUCGCAAUGGCCGGAACGACCCGAGUCGGCAUCCUAUCUCAGCGGAAGAUUUGAUUAUCUCACUUAAAGGCCAAGUGGACGAAAAUAUUGAUCGUUGCAUUCCUGUUGGUGCUUGUGGCUCCUACGGCGCCCCGUUCAAACUGACUUGCACGACGUAUGGCUACACGGUUAUUGGCAAAGGCACCACUUCGGGGCUGUGGAAAGCAGUCUCCCGCGAAGCACAGGUAUAUCAGCUCCUGCGCAAGGCUCAAGGAUCUGCUGUGCCUGUCUUUUUAGGAACGAUUGACUUGGCCAAAAUAUACUUUCUACAUGGCGCUGGACAGAUCCGCCAUAUGCUGGUUAUGGGCUGGGGCGGUGAGUCCACGGCCAGGAUGGAUCUCACGUCAUAUCUUCGCCGAGAGAUUCAUAGGUCGAACAAAGAAGUCAAAGCCCUAGGCAUAGUCCAUGAAGACCUCAAACCAGACAAUGUCCUUUGGUGUGAAGAGCUCGGGCGUGCUUUGAUCAUCGACUUUCACCGUUCUUCUCUGAGACGCCGACCGGCUAAGCAGCGACAGGGAUCGGCGAAACGACGACUAUUCGUGGCGGAAACAGGGGAUGCAAAACAUCUUCGGGUUUCGUGAUAUGAAAAAUGUGGCAAGGAAUACCACGCGGCUACAAAAGAUGUCUAGACACUUCUGAGCACUGUGGGUACCCUCUUAUAGUCA